GUCCACCAUCUUGCGUGUGUUUGUCGUGGAUGAUCGCGGACUUUGUUGUGCGCGUCCGCGAAUUUCGGCGUGACGCGUGAUAUGUGUGGACGUAAGGGUGCAGCGAGGUGGAAGGCGUUCGACGACGGUGACGCAACGUGACGACUCAGCUCGGAGGGUGUCCGGCGUGUGCGGUGACGAGCGGCCCGGGAAGGCAGACGACGCUGGGCGUCUCUUCGUUCUUGUGGCGAAAGAAGAAAACGAGAUUAGUAAAGACUCGAAAUUCCAUUACAAAUAUAAGAAGAGGAAGCAGACGGAUAAAAAUUGCAAAAUGGAUGAAAAUCAACAGCGGCGAGGACCGGUAUUUCGGUCACUCAACAGUCAACAUGAAUCCUUCAUCAGAUUUAUUAAUACAACACCUCAUACUAUUACUUUAUACUGGAUGGAUUAUCAAGGGCAGGCAAUUGAUUAUGGCGAUCUAUCAUCUGGGAACUACAGGGAAAUAAACACGUUUUAUACGCAUCCGUGGAUUUUCGUCAAUAAAGAAACGGGCGACAGUCCACAGAGUACGAAAUAUUUUCGAAAUAUUGGCAUCAAAAUAGACGGAUUAAUAAUGACUAGGGCAAAACGAAACAGGUAUUUGGUGAGCCAGCGUGAUGUUUUCUUUCCGGCGCCGUGGUUUCUUCAGUACCGUGGUGUUACGCAGGACAAACUGCCGCAAAGAAUCGAGAGGACCAACGUGUACAUCGUGCUACCGAUGUUUACUCUACAACAAUUGUCACUGAGAGUCAUCAAAAACUGUCUUACAUACGAUUCGCAGGCUUUUCAUCUUGAUAUUCCACGGAGUCUCCAAUUAGAGCUUGUUACAAUGCUACCGAAGAAACCUCAAUCUUCGUGACAUGUUUUCUCAUAACGUACUAUUGUUUUUACGCACGAUUGGGGUAUCGCGAUUAAGAUAAUAAUUCCAAAACUUGGACAUUUUUUUGUAAUUUUUGCAAAGA
Atta colombica is the source of this 980-nucleotide messenger RNA. Its product is annotated as von Hippel-Lindau disease tumor suppressor. Lineage: Eukaryota; Metazoa; Arthropoda; Insecta; Hymenoptera; Formicidae. The record is from RefSeq and is a predicted model, not a curated record. The coding region runs from base 311 to 877 and encodes 188 amino acids. The transcript is spliced from 3 exons.